Molecule: messenger RNA, 492 nt
Organism: Medioppia subpectinata
Lineage: Eukaryota; Metazoa; Arthropoda; Arachnida; Sarcoptiformes; Oppiidae
Source: the annotation of a GenBank genome assembly
UUCAAUGACCACAAAGCGAGUCAAUUGUCCGCUAAAAUCAAGUCCACGUAUAAACUGAAGGCUUCGGGACGUAAUAUAUUCAAAGGUCAGAACAUUUCGGGACAUCUCAUCAAUAAGUAUGAGUGGCAUAAGGAUGGCCUCUGGUAUAUCACCACUACUGCCAAACAGCAGAAACAGUUCAUCGCUACCGCUUCGGCCGACGGCACGGCAUGUGUUUGCGAUGUGACAAAAAUGGAUGCAAACAUUUCACCGUUUCUGUCAUAUGUCGGACAUUCGGGAUGUUCUGUGAAUUGCGUCAAAUUUCAUCCCAAUUACGAUCUGGUGAUGACCGCCGCCGGCGACGGUACUACACAUAUAUGGAGACCCAAUCUGGAACAUUAUCUGCAGAGAAGUACUGAAAGCGAAGACACUUCAGAGAUGCCAGAAGAGUGUCAAGUGAUUAAGAGCUCAAUAUGCGAACUGACGGGCCAUCAGAGUGUCGUCAUUUCGUGC